UGGCUGGAGCAUAUUUGUGGAAGGUGUGGUGAGAAUGAUCAGUGUGUACUGAGUCAGAGAGCUCAGAGUUACCUGCUUCUAUGAAGAACACAGCUUUGUAGGGAGUUGUUAACUCUCUCUCAUAUUGCAAAAUGGCUGAGCUUGAGAACAUACAAAACCUUCGUGAAAACUUCAAGAAACAAAAUAAAUCUUGUUUUAUCCUUGGUGCGUCAGGAGCAACUGGCAAAGAGUUGUUAAAAGAAAUUUUGAAACAGCAAUUGUUUUCUAAUGUCACCAUCAUAGGACGUAGAAAACUGACUUUUGAAGAAGUGGCAUAUCAAAAUGUGAAUCAACAGGUGGUAGACUUCGAAAAACUGGAUGAAUAUUCUGCAGCAUUUCAAGGUCAUGAUGUUGGAUUCUGUUGUCUUGGUACCACAAAAGCAAAAGGAGGAGCAGAUGGACUUGUUCGUGUUGAUCGAGAUUAUGUUUGCAUGUCAGCAGAGUUGGCAAAAGCUGGUGGUUGUAAACACUUCCUCUUGGUAUCUAGCAGUGGAGCUGAUAAGCACAGCAUUUUUUUUAUUUUAAAAAUCAAGGGUGAAGCAGAAGUUAAAAUUGAAGAACUUAACUUUGAACGCUGCACUAUAUUUAAACCUGCAUUGAUUUUAUGUGACCGAGAAGAGUCCCGUCCAUUGGAAUGGUGUGCUAGAAAAAUUCUGGGUUGCCUCUCUCAUGUGAUGUCUAUUACUGCACUUUCUGUGCCCAUUUCAACGUUAGCAAGAGCUAUGGUGAAUAAUGCAGUAAUACCGAGUGACAAGAAGGUGGAGCUGUUAGAGAACAAGGAUAUCCACGUGAUUGGAAACCAAGAUGAAACAAAGACCAGCUAAAUGGUGUGAUGUUAACAGAUAUUGUGCACUUCUGCCCCUCCCUAACAGCAUCACCAAUUCCUAUUUCAGGAUCCUAUUCCUAUUUACAAUGCAGUAAAAUUUUGUUAAACAUUUGUGGUUUCUUCCUCCUGCCCCAGGAUUAUGAAAUAAUAAUCCAUUACAUUGUAAAUUGUGCUGUACCAUGCAAAUCCUUUUAUAAGGAUUAUGAGAUUGUAACGAUAGGAGUUGUUUUUUCAAGAUGUGUUGAAUGAAAAUGAUACUUUUGCUGCAGAAUUUUUUAAUAUGAUUUUCAUCCAGCCUAUUACAUGCAUCGAUCCAAAUGAACAGGUGCCUUACAUUUAUUAAAUAGUAUUUUAAUACAUGUAAUAAGAAAGAGGUUUCAGUUACAAGACUGUGUGGCACAUUCAGUCAGUUAUUCUCAGAACUGAACAUUAGCAAAGGGUGUGCAAUGGAGCAAAGACUAUGCAAUCAGUGACCCUUUACCCCUUCACUGGGAGAGAAUUUCAGUAUAACACAAAGAAGCUGCUGUUACUAGUUUUGCUGCUGUCAGCCAGGGACUGUUUGGAGAAUGGUUGCUGUCGAAUUUGUGCCUGUGAUUAUGUUGACUAAGUGUAGAGGGGAAAAAUAAUUUAUCUAAUGAUUUUAAGUCAUUUCUGUUUAUUGCAACUAAGCCUUGCUGCAUAAAGUUGGAACCAUUUGGCUUGCAAAGGGUUCUUGUGUAGAUUAAUUAAACAAGAAAAUAUAUAUGUUUGCAAAGGGUUCAUACUGUUUCCUAGUCUUAGGGAUUCCUUAUUAUACAUUAUAUAGGAGAAAUCCUAUGGAAAAAAUCUUUAUCAGUAUCAAUGGUUGAUUUUGAUAAACAAUGUUUGAAGAGUCACUAGUAAUGAUAUACUGCAAUUUUUAUAAUCAGAGAUGGGUCUAAAGGAGACCUUAUAAAAUAAUCUACACCUUCAAACUUCACUGAGGUUGUGCUUUUGAUGUUAAAUUAAAAUUUCUACAGUCAGACAUAUGGUUUGGUACUGGGUCAGAUGUAAAAUUUAAGAGGCCAGUGUUCUGGUUUCAAUGUCACAAAAUCCUUUGACUUCUUUGCAGGUGAUUUUUUUGCCAAGGUAGUAGAAGUUUAGAGUGACUUCUGUGAUUCUGGAGUUGAGUAAUUUGAACCAAAAGCCUACGCAGAAUCUAAUCUACAUCCAAACACUGUAGAUUUUUUUUUAAUCUAUCCAUUUAAAAACUGUUCUUAGUCACUGCUAUUGUAUUUAAGCCCCUUCUUUGCUUAAACUAGGCGUAGGAAAGAGGAGAAGAAGAAAGCUAGGUUUUGGAGGAGAUACUAAAAUUCCCUAGGCCAGAUUCUGUUCUCAGUUACACCCCUGUAGAUCUAGAAUUACACCACUGAAAGCAGUGGAGUUACUCUGAAUUUACUGUGCUGUAACUGAGAUCAGUAUCUGACUUGGUCCCAAUGUGCUAAUGAUUAGAAUUUGGGCUAAUAGCCCAAAUACUUGAAUCACAAAAAGUAAUGCUGGUGUUCCCUCUGGUGGUUGUACAAUGGCAAAUAACUAAUAAGCACUGUCCAAAGGGCACUUGACAUCUAUAAUUAUGUUGAUAACAGUAAUCACCCAACAUCUUUGCUAUUGCAAAUGAUUGUUUCUGAAACAAACAUGAUCCAUUCUAGUUUCAUUUGAAAGGUAAGAUGGGAGUUGCAGAGAAGAGAAACCAUGUUUGUCAGUGGAAUGCAAAUAGGGGAAAGCACAGACUUAGCAGAAAGGAAUGUGCUUUGACCUUCUCAGAAGGUACUACAACUACUCCAGCUAUACAAGAAUUAAAGGAGAUUAAAAGGAAAUACAUGACAGUAUCUUUCUAUAUGAAAACCAAAGUCCCAAACCUGCAUUACUUUAUGUUGGGUUUGAAUCGGUUUGUCACACCAAAAAAUCAGUAUGCAUCCCUCUGGAGCUGUGCCAGUUUGUUAACCAGGUUACAGUGCUUAGCUGACAUUACCAGUGCCAGAAGGGUGCACAGCAUGUGCUUAUUGUUGCAAAUAGGAGGUGUCACAGUCAAAUAGAGUAGCUGAAUUUAAAGGGAAGGCCAGAUAAUUUCAUGGACCAUAUUAAUAUUUGUAACUAUGCAAAUUUAAAUGGAGCAAUCAACUCCGGUGCUUGAGGGCAUAAACUGAUCACUGCAGGGGGCAGGAAAGAGUCCAGUUCCUCCACCUUUCCUCUCUGUGCUUCAUUGCACAAUUGGUGCUUGAUCCAAUUCCCAUUCAAGUCAAUGGAAAGGCUUCAGUUAGCUUCACUGGGAGAUGGAUUGAGUUUCAGUCAGGCAGAGGGUCAAUCUGAAUAGUAUACUUGAUAGGCUGUGUCAUACCAGGUCAGACCAAUGGCCAAUCUUCUUUGAUGGUGGUCCUCAUACUUUAUAUUCAUCAGUAUUUCAUAUUGCAAAUUAAAAUAAUUUUGAAAGCUAUUGUACCUUUUGAAUGAAAAUUAAGGAGCUUUGUUACAAUAAAUAGUAAAAAGCUGGUGCCAAACUUUGAACAAGUUGAUUUUUCUGCCUUUUUAGAUAUUUCUUUAACUAGUCACAAUGACACUCAUCUUUGAUAAGAAAGGGUGAAUCACUUUGCUUUAAUUUCCUUUAAGAAAUAAUUUAAAUCCAAAAAUGGUAACUAGCAUUAUGUUAAGUGCCUGAUUUUAUUAUUCUCUCUAAGUUCUUAGCAAUAAGAUAAGUAGUAAUAAUUAUAACAUAUAAUUAUAGACCCUGAGCUUGUGUAAACUGGAGUAGUUCCAUUGACUUCAAUGAUGCUAUAUUGAGUUACAUCAGCUGAGGGCUUGGUCCUUUAUCUGCCUCUUUCUCUGUCACAGAUGUACAUACAUAUGUACUUGAUGCCAUAAAUUUACACCAUGCUUUUCAAACAUAUAGUAAGAUGCAAUACGUGUCCCAAGUAGUUUACAAUCCACAUGUGAGAUAUAUAUAUAGUCAACUGAGGUAAGGAUUGUUUGCAAAGCACCAUGUACAUGUAUAUAUCAGUAUUUGAGUACAGUUUGUAUGGACUUGAGAUGGGCACUGCAGAUGUCAAGGAGGUCAGAGGAGCUAUCUGGAAUCAAGACAAGAAUCAAGUAAAGAAAAAUCUAUAGCUAGGCAGAGCAGUCCAUCAUAGAGUGGCAAAAUAUGGCAAAUAACAAACAAGAUGUUAAUAGAUAAUGGCAAUUUCAGCAAUCACUUAUGAUUCUUAAUCUCCUGCAUUAUUUUUUUUUUUUUUGCAUUUAUUUCCCAGUCACACGUUUACUUAUACCAUGUUCCCUGUCCCUUGUACUACUGUAAAAAAUAAUGGCGUGCAACUCUUAUGCAACAAAAAGGCAAAGAACUGUGUGGCCAUUGAUGUAUAUUACAGACUAGUAAAUAUACUUGAUUCCAUUAUUAAUAUUUUUGUUACUACUGACUCAAAGUCUUAAAAAGAGGCUAUGUAAAGUAAUGUUUUAUACCUAUUAACAGACACUGAAUAUUGUAAAAUCAAUGAAUUAAAUUGUAUUGUUUAAUAAUUAGUACUAAAGUCCUGUGCCUAAACAUGUUUUCUGCUUAUCAAAUAUUUGUUAAAAUAUAUUUGAAGUGUUUCUAAAAAUAACAGCUGCUCCAUAUUUUUUUAAUGUUAGAAAAUGUAAGAUGCACUCUCUCUUUCUUGAUUUUUGUUUUGUUUUAAAUGGAAGCCGGUCCUAAAUUAGGAUAUGUAUUAUUUUUCUUAAACAAAUUUUGCUAUUGCUGGUUUGGCUCGUAUAGUGUACUUGUUUUUCCUCUCAUUCCCCACAAGGUGGACUCAUCAGCUUUCUGGGCCCGGUAAACAUACAGAUGAAAACAUUUAGUAAUAGCAUGAAUUGUACAGUAUGUGGUGUUUUUAAAGUAAAUAGUAUUGCUACCUGCAAAAGCUCAAAAAUCAUGAAUAAGUCAC
This is a messenger RNA of Chrysemys picta bellii (western painted turtle), 4794 nucleotides long. RefSeq names its product HIV-1 Tat interactive protein 2 (gene HTATIP2). Gene Ontology annotation, cellular component: cytoplasm. Gene Ontology annotation, biological process: import into nucleus. The record is from RefSeq and is a predicted model, not a curated record. Lineage: Eukaryota; Metazoa; Chordata; Testudines; Emydidae.